AUUCAUCAUUUCUUCUUCGCAGCCAAAGCCGAAAAUGCAUAAAAUCCUUCGCUUCCAUUAACAGAUGAGAACAGACGAAUCAACUUUCUCCAGCUGACAUACGUUUUGAUUCUUAAGUACGUAUAUAUAUGUUGAUGCAGAGGUUGAGAGCCACCACCAAGCUUUUGCCAUAUCUUUCUUCUGCAGACAAAGGUUCUUCUGCGUCAUCUGUUGUUGCCCAUCAUCGUUCUUUAACAAAGAGGCCUUGCUUUGGAACUCCACCUUCCUCACCAUCCUUGACUGGCUUUCACAAAGAUUCAAAAGAUAAAGUUCCACACUUGAUUCAAGCCAUGCCGUUUUUAACGAGUUCAUCCACCGUUGCACAACAAGCCGUGCCUGAAAAUGAAGUCGAACAGGUUGAGUUGCUCGCUGCAGUUGAGGAUUUAUAUGGAGGAGUUGUUGUGGACGUGACUGAACCUAUGGAUUCUGCGGUUUUCACUUCUUUGCUUCAAGCUUCCUUAUCGCAAUGGAGGCAAAAGGGGAAGAAGGGCGUUUGGAUCAAAUUGCCUAUCGAACGGUCAAAUCUCGUUGAUGCCGCAGUCAAGGAAGGAUUUAGGUACCACCAUGCUGAAUCAGAUUACUUAAUGCUUGUACGUUGGAUUUCCGAAACUGAUGAUAGACUCCCUGCAAAUGCUUCGCACAGAGUGGGCAUUGGAGCUUUUGUCAUGAACAGUAAAAGAGAGGUGCUUGUGGUUCAGGAGUUAAGUGGCAGAUUCAGAAAUACAGGUGUGUGGAAGAUGCCAACUGGGGUUGUCAAUGAAGGUGAGGAUAUCUGCGAAGCUGCUGUUAGAGAGGUUAAAGAAGAGACGGGAAUCGAUACGGAGUUCGUGGAGGUUUUAGCAUUUAGGCAAAGCCACAAGUCAUUCUUUCGAAAGUCAGAUUUGUUCAUUGUUUGCAUGUUGACCCCAAAAUCCUUCGACAUCCAAGAGCAGAACUUGGAGAUUGAGGCAGCCCAGUGGAUGCCAGCUGCGGACUAUGCAGCUCAACCCUUUGUUAAGAAAAACAAACUCUUUGACUAUAUAGCAAAAAUAUGCUUGGCAAAAUCAGACAAGAACUAUGUCGGUUUUACUGCGCUGGGUACAACUACAUCCUCUGGAAAAAGAAGCUACCUGUACUAUAACAACCGGGAUAUGGAAAACCUACUGGCCACCGGUGAUCCUCAGUAGAAAACGUUGACCUCUACUUCGAUAAUAUAUACAUAUACAUGUGUGUACUACCGGUGAUCUGCAAUAGAAAUGGUACCUCUACUCCCUAUAUGUUAUUGGACGAGGUCACCGUUUCUACUGCAGAUCACCAGUAGUGUGUGUGUAUAUAUCAAUGUAUUAAAAGCGUGAGGCGUGGGCGAGGCGUCGGAGGCGAAGCCCGGCCUAGGCGUAAGGCGUGAGGCGUGAGGCGUGAGGCGAAGCCUUAUAGGAUUAAAUUUUUUUAUAUAUAUAUGAUUUAUAUAGUAUACAUAUAAUUGUAUAAAAAAUAAUACUAUGUAAAAUAAACAUCCAUUCUCAAUUUUAUCAUUCAAAUCCAUAAUCAUUCAAAAGAUAAUAUCAUCAAAAUUCAUUAUUCAAAGAUAAUAUCAUCCAAAUUCGUUUAAAAUUGGAAACCUUACUAUAAAUCUGAAACGAAAAGACCUAUAUCCCAUUUUCCAUUAAAUAGGCAACCUCAUUUGUCAGUUUCAUCUCCUCCCCCUCAUUGGACAACUUUCCAAACAAGUCCUGACUUUUUGA
Molecule: messenger RNA, 1760 nt
Organism: Pyrus x bretschneideri (Chinese white pear)
Lineage: Eukaryota; Viridiplantae; Streptophyta; Magnoliopsida; Rosales; Rosaceae
Product: nudix hydrolase 2-like
Exons: 8
Coding region: 129-1205 (358 amino acids)
Molecular function (GO): NAD binding; NADH pyrophosphatase activity; ADP-ribose diphosphatase activity
Source: RefSeq, a predicted model, not a curated record